GGCCGAAAUAACUACAGACCGAAACCGUGACGUUAUUUGUCAACACUCCAUUUACGCAACCACGGAUUCUCGUGCGUAUAAACGUGAGCACUGAACGUGAGCUUACAAAACCUGGAAGCAGCAGAUCAUUGUGCAAUUGUGGAAGAAACCUUUGUAAACAGUCAUGAUGGAUCACAGAAUAGGCUGGAUAUUUUUAAUCCUUCUGACUUGCUCUGUGUGGCUUGUGAUGGUCACAUUUAAUGGACUUGCAGGUGGUGCAGGACAAGAUCUAGGGAUAUAUAAGAACUCGACUGGAGACAUCUCCGAUGUUUUCAACCUGCAGAUAACACCAGCUGGAUGGACCUUUAGUAUCUGGGGUUUUAUAUAUGCCUGGCAGGCUUUGUGGCUGGUGUAUGGACUAACUUCGAUAUGUCGGAAGACUCGCGGAGGCCACUACAUCUACACGCUCCCUGUUAUGCCUCCAGUCAUCUACGCUGUGUACAUCAUCAACAACCUCAGCAAUAUUGCGUGGUUGUUUGUGUGGGACAGGCAGGAAAUUAUAGCCUCCUUAGUUGUAAUUGCGAUGACACCCCUUACUCUAUAUGUUUGUCUGUAUUUCUCAUUCACCCGCCUGUAUCGCAAUCUAGGUCUCCUUACCAAAGAGUAUGCCACCAAGGACAUCUGGCUGAUCAGAUUUCUUGUUCAAAAUGGACUGGCUAUGUAUGCUGCUUGGACCACUGUAGCUACACUCCUGAAUGUUGCUAUGGUGAUGAUUUAUAAAGGUGGUGUUGCUAAUGAUCUGGCAUGCACCAUCAUCCUUGGUGUUCUGUCGUUUGUCAUCUUGCUCUGGUUUGUCCUGGAUAAUUUUGCCUUUGAUAAAUACACUCGGUACACCUUCACCCCUAACAUUGUCUUUGUUGUUGCGCUUGCGGGGGCUACAUCCAAAAAUUUCAAUGUGGACACUAUGGAGAGAAAUUCCAUUUUCCUGGUGUCCAUGCUGAGCACGGCGGCUGUUCUGCUGCUGUUGAAGCUGUUGAUCAUGGUGUACAGGUACAUCAGAAAACCCAUAAACCCAAGGGUCGAGUAUGAACCCACUGUUUAGAUUCAAACAGUAUAGAAGUAUAAAACUGAAGUCAAGUUAUAGAGAGAUAGUGUGCACACUUGAUUGAUUCAAUGAAAAGUCUAUGUAAAUUUACAGUAUAAUAACUUGUGCAUACAUUUAUCGAUAAGAUAAACAUUUUCCCUUCAGUUGUGUUUAUUAGAAUUAUGAAGUACUACUACUACGCCAAGUAUGUACCCCAAACAUGAAAGGAAACUCACUCCUAUCAACUUCUGCUCUUGGCAGACUACAUGUCGGGCAUAGUUUUGAGUGUACAGUUUGUAAUGGUUUCUUGUAAAACAGCUGUUAUAAAUUUGGCAUAUUCAAUACUUUUUCUGAUUUCAAAAUUGUUGAUAUAUUGAUGAAAGGGGGUAUUGCUUUUUAGGUAGGGAGACAACUGAAUUUUCAGGUGCGAGUAGGGUUUUAUUCUGCUGCCCUUUGAUGUAAUCCUCCAAGGUCAUUAUCACCUGCUGACUAGCAGGAGACAUACAAUUUAUUCCCCUACACUUACUGAAGCUAUUCAUUGAAGUCCACAUUCUCCCUUACUGUUAAUUGUGUGAAAGAUUUGAGGAAUGUAACAACACUUUAUACUGUGUGAAAGGAAACAUUUUCUUAUAAGAAUGAAAUUUGUGGUUGAUAAGAGUGCUAUGAACAGGUAGUCAUUCUAUAUAAUGUAGGACCACGUGUAUCCUGUUAUUAGAACUGGUGCUGUGUGAAUUCUAGUGAAUAUGAACAAAUUAAUUUUGACUGUCAUGUACAUGCACAUAAAUAGUAUUUAUACAUUCAUUUCAUGUUUAUGUAAUAGAAUUAAAGAUGCAUGGUAGUAUGGACAACAUUUUCCAUGUUUUAUGUGACAGUAUUUUUUUUUCAUGGUUGAGGGGUUAAAAGACUUUGUAAAUCCCUAAAAGAACUCUUAUAUUCUUUUUGAAAUAAGAAAACUAAAUUUUUUCAUAUGUAUAUUUAUUUAUUUUUUUUUAUAGGAAAGGUGUGCUAGUCAAGAUCUGAACGAAUAUUUUUCUGUUGAUUGUGAGGUACCUCAUCUUGAAUACUAGAUUGUGACAUUUAAAUUUGGCUGUUUAAAAGCAGCAUCUUCACCUUUCGUACCGUCACAAUGGUUUCAUUUUUAUACAGUGUUAAUUUCAUAAAAAAGUGCCUUUUUGAUUGUGAUAUAAUUAAACAUGUAUAUGACUUAUUUUUGUACUAUGCUAUUAUAUAUAUAUAUAUAUAUAUCCUAGAAAAUAAACAUUACGAGAUGUGCAUGAA
This is a messenger RNA of Ostrea edulis (European flat oyster), 2341 nucleotides long. RefSeq lists its product as uncharacterized. The transcript is spliced from 3 exons. The coding region runs from base 164 to 1081 and encodes 305 amino acids. The record is from RefSeq and is a predicted model, not a curated record. NCBI's taxonomy places the organism in Eukaryota, Metazoa, Mollusca, Bivalvia, Ostreida, Ostreidae.